Molecule: messenger RNA, 817 nt
Organism: Durio zibethinus
Lineage: Eukaryota; Viridiplantae; Streptophyta; Magnoliopsida; Malvales; Malvaceae
Product: vacuolar iron transporter 1-like
Biological process (GO): intracellular manganese ion homeostasis
Molecular function (GO): manganese ion transmembrane transporter activity
Source: RefSeq, a predicted model, not a curated record
GGGUUUUGGCAUUAUCAAUCAGAUAGUUACCAAAGAAAAAGGAAAAGAAAAAACCACCCAGGAUUUUUUUUCCAUGGCAGAAGAAAACAGCAAAGGAAACAUUGAACCCGAGAAGCAAAGCCUUCUCAAUCAGCACAAGGAAAAGCACUUCACCGCUGGAGAGAUCGUCCGUGACAUUAUCAUCGGAGUAUCCGAUGGUCUCACUGUGCCCUUUGCUCUUGCCGCAGGGUUGUCUGGUGCCAAUGCUACCUCUUCCAUUGUUCUCACUGCUGGCAUCGCUGAGGUUGCCGCUGGUGCCAUCUCUAUGGGACUUGGCGGGUAUCUGGCGGCUAAAAGCGAGGCCGAUCAUUAUGCAAGGGAGUUGAAAAGAGAGGAAGAGGAAAUAAUUACUGUGCCUGACACUGAGGCAGCGGAGGUGGCUGAAAUACUGGCGGAGUAUGGGUUGGAGCCACAUGAAUGUGCACCUGUGGUCAAUGCUCUAAGGAAAAGGCCUAAGGAUUGGCUUGAUUUUAUGAUGAAGUUUGAACUGGGAUUAGAGAAGCCAGAUCCAGGAAGAGCAUUACAGAGCGCAUUCACCAUUGCUAUUGCUUACAUAUUGGGUGGAUUGGUGCCACUCCUUCCUUACAUGUUCAUUCGAAAAGCUAGGGAUGCUGUGGCUGCGUCGGUGAUCAUAACCAUAGUGGCACUCCUCAUCUUUGGCUACGCCAAAGGUCACUUCACUGGCAACAAACCCGUAAAAAGUGCUGUCCAAACUGCUUUCAUUGGUGCCAUUGCAUCUGCUGCUGCUUUUGGCCUGGCUAAGGUUAUCCAUCCCUAG